Tachyglossus aculeatus (Australian echidna) is the source of this 1369-nucleotide messenger RNA. It is a transcript of the gene SLA, whose product is annotated as Src like adaptor. The record is from RefSeq and is a predicted model, not a curated record. NCBI's taxonomy places the organism in Eukaryota, Metazoa, Chordata, Mammalia, Monotremata, Tachyglossidae. Gene Ontology annotation, molecular function: protein binding. Bases 175 to 1011 code for a protein of 278 amino acids. The transcript is spliced from 8 exons.
ACACUUGCCCCGACCCCACAGCCCUGACAUUAGUCAGGGGCAGCUCCGUUUCCAAGGGGGCGAAGGGGGGUGAGUGUACCCCCAGAUUGUCGGCCUCGGGGAGUCCCGCAAAUCGGAAGACCAUGCUCUGCAUCUAAAGCCUUGGGUCUGUACGUCCGAACCGGAGUGGAAGCGAUGGGGAACACCGUGAAGACGGAGGUGGCUCCACCUGCCAGGCCCCCGCCCUGCCUUUCAGGAGUGGACAAUGAUUUUCUCGCUGUCCUCUGUGACUAUCCCUCCCCUGACAUCAGUCCCCCGAUAUUCCAGCGAGGGGAGAAACUGCGUGUCAUAUCAGACGAAGGGGGCUGGUGGAGAGCGGUUUCUCUCGGGUCGGGGCGAGAGAGUUACAUCCCUGGGGUGUGCGUAGCCAAGAUUUAUCAUGGUUGGCUGUUUGAAGGUCUGGGCCGGGACAAAGCGGAGGAACUGCUCCAGCUGCCGGAGACCAAGACGGGCUCUUUCAUGAUCAGAGAAAGUGAAACCAAGAAAGGUUCCUACUCACUGUCAGUGAGACACAGACAAGUGAAACAUUACCGCAUCUUCCGCUUGCCGAACAACUGGUACUACAUCUCUCCGCGGCUCACCUUCCAGUGCCUCGAGGACCUCGUGAAUCACUAUUCCGAGGUGGCCGACGGCCUCUGCUGUGUCCUGACCACUCCCUGCCUGACUCAAUGCACCAAUCCCAAUGGAGUCAAAAGUCAUAGCUCACCGGUCGUGAUGCGCCAGAAACAUUUCAACUGGAGAAGUGUGCAGAGCAAGCGGCAGCCCAGUGAGAUGGAAGCCCUGAGUUCCCUGGAGAUGGACGACUCCCUGCUGAGCUUCGGACUCCGGGAGAGCAUCGCCUCUUAUCUGUCCGUGGCCGGGGAAGACAGUUCUCCCUUUGGCAGCGAGCGAAAGAAGAAGAGCCGCUCGCUGGUGUAUAUGGGCAGCAAGCGCAAGAGUGCCAUCUUCACCCCGCCGUCCUGGGAGGACUGACCACAGGGAGCAUGGGAGCCGGGGGCCUCUGGGUCUGCCCAGGGCCUCACCUGCCCCACAGCAUGUUACGAGAUAACUUGAGGCUGGUGUCCCCCCAAUGCCUGGGUAUUCAAUCAAUCAUAUUUAUUGAGAGCUGACUGUGAGCAGAGCGCUUGGGCGAGUACAAUAUAUCAGAGUUGGUAGAUGCGUUCCCUGCCCACAACGAGCUUUUAAUCUAGAGGAUGUUGUCUCACAAAGGAAACUUUCCUUUCCGCCCCUGGACACGCACUGUAGAUAGGACCCUGUGUUAACUUAUAAUUGACUCAGAUGUUGUUUCAUAAGGAGUGAGUGAGUGUGUGUGUGUGUGUGUGUGUGUGUG